This is a messenger RNA of Pungitius pungitius (ninespine stickleback), 4389 nucleotides long. It is a transcript of the gene asap2b, whose product is annotated as ArfGAP with SH3 domain, ankyrin repeat and PH domain 2b. Gene Ontology annotation, molecular function: GTPase activator activity; protein binding. Gene Ontology annotation, cellular component: cytoplasm. NCBI's taxonomy places the organism in Eukaryota, Metazoa, Chordata, Actinopteri, Perciformes, Gasterosteidae. The transcript is spliced from 27 exons. The record is from RefSeq and is a predicted model, not a curated record. Gene Ontology annotation, biological process: positive regulation of GTPase activity. The coding region runs from base 865 to 3951 and encodes 1028 amino acids.
AUGUACCAGAGGUACUGUCUUCAUGUACCAGAGGUACUGGCCUCAUGUACCAGAGGUACUGUCUUCAUGUACCAGAGGUACUGACCUCAUGUACCAGAGGUACUGUCUUUAUGUACCCCAGACACAUGCUUCAUGAACCCCAAAAUUGGAGAAACUGAGUUUUCAACAACAAUCAGGAAUCGUUUAUUGCAUCAUAUAUUACAUACAUGGAAUUUGACUUGGCGGUUGGUGCGUGACAGCAGAAUGUACGACAAUGGACAACAGACAACGUAGUGCAGGAAUAAGAUAAACAUUUUCUUUUUAAAGUGCUGUAGACCUUCAUCUUCUCCACCUCAGGCACCAUGAUAUUAUCUGGACAUUGAUGGACAUCUCAUCAGCUGUGUCACUGAGAGAGAGGACUCUGUGUCUGAGUAACAUUGACUAAAAUAAAACAUUAUCAAAGCUUUUUCCAACAGAUGUUUACAUUUGAAAGGGAGGCACUUCCUGGAGAUUUCCCCUCAUCCGUUGGACUUUGGUUCCCGGAAAUAGCAGCGGAGUGAGACCUCCCCGUAGCCCCGCCCCUAGCCCCGCCCACGUCCUCUCAGGUGGUCACAGCAGCAGGGCCGAGGACGGUGACGUAUGAUUUCCAGGCCACACCUCCGUGGGUAGAACCCUCGACGUGACUCCUCAUAACUUCUCCCGGAGGUACCCACAUCUGACCCGGGCACUCGAGCACUGCGCGGCGGCGAGGACCGGAUGUGUCUGCCUCUCCGGACGACGUGACGUGGGUCCAGGUGUGGCCGCUUACCUGCAGCGCGGGGCUUCUCCUGCAGAGAGCUUAGAAGGUGGUGAAGCUGCUCCGAGACGGGCCGAGUAGUUCUCAACAUGCCGGAACUCAUCCGCGUGAGCGAGUUCAUCGAGGAGACGAACGAGGACUUCAAAGCCCCGACAACCUCGAGCUUCAGUACCCGGAUGUCCCACUGCAGGAACACCGUGUCGGCUCUGGAGGAGGUUCUGGACGUGGACCGGUCAGUCCUGCAUAAGAUCAAGAAGUCGGUGAAGGCCAUCAACGCGUCUGGUCUCGCGCACGUGGACAUGGAGGAGCAGUACGUCCAGUCUGUGGAGAAGUUCGGAAACAACUGCGUCGGCAGGGAGGACGUGGAGGUCGGCACAGCCUUCCUCAAGUUCGCCGUCUUCACCAAAGAGCUGACGGCGCUCUUCAAGAACCUGCUCCAGAACAUGAACAACAUCAUCACCUUCCCUCUGGACAGCCUGCUGAAGGGAGACCUGAAGGGAGUCAAGGGGGACCUAAAGAAGCCGUUCGACAAAUCCUGGAAGGAUUAUGAGACCAAACUGGCGAAGCUAGAGAAGGAGAAGAGGGAGCACGCCAAGCAGCACGGGAUGAUCCGCACCGAGUUCAGCGGGGGGGAGAUCGCCGAGGAGAUGGAGAAGGAGAGGCAGCUGUUCCAGCUGCAGAUGUGCGAGUAUCUCCUGAAGGUCAACGAGAUCAAGGUGAAGAAGGGCGUCGACUUCCUCCAGAACCUCAUCAAGUACUUCCACGCGCAGUGCAAUUUCUUCCAGGACGGACUGAACGCGGCUGAGAGUCUGAGGCCGUCGGUGGAGAAGUUGACCACGCAGCUGAGCACGAUCAAGCAGACCCAGGACGGCGAGAGGAAACAGCUGAGUCAGCUGCGGGACGUCCUGAAGGCGUCUCUGCAGGCCGAGCAGAAGGAGGUGAGGGACUCUCAGGGGGACGGGGGGGGUCUGGACUCCAGGUGUGUAACAGGUGUGUCCUCUCAGCCCAAGCAGAGCGCCGGUUACAGCCUCCACCAGCUGCAGGGCGACAAGGCGCACGGCACCGAGCGCUCCGGGGUGCUCUCCAAGAAGAGCGAGGGACUCAGGAAGGUUUGGCAGAAGAGGAAAUGCUCGGUGAAAAACGGUUUCCUGACCAUCAGCCACGGCACGGCCAACGCGCCGCCAGCCAAACUCAACCUGCUCACCUGCCAGGUGAAGAGGAACGCGGACGAGAAGAAGAGCUUCGACCUGUUCUCACAUGACAGGACCUAUCACUUCCAGGCCGAGGACGAAGCCGAGUGUCAGGUCUGGGUGUCGGUGCUGCAGAACAGCAGAGAGGAGGCGCUGCAGCAAGCCUUCAAAGGGGAGCAGGACGAGGGGGAGAACAACAUCGUGCAGGAGCUCACCAGAGCCAUCGUGGGGGAGGUGAAGAGGAUGAGCGGCAACGACCUCUGCUGCGACUGUGGGGCGCACGGUCCAACCUGGCUGUCCACCAACCUCGGGGUGCUGAUCUGCAUCGAGUGCUCUGGGAUCCACAGGGAGAUGGGGGUCCACUACUCCAGGAUCCAGAGCCUGGACCUGGACGUUCUGGGGACCUCCGAGCUGCUGCUGGCAAAGAACGUGGGAAACGCCAGCUUCAACGAGAUCAUGGAGGCAGAUCUGUCCGUCACCAAGCCGGAUCCCUCCAGUGACAUGCAGACGAGGAAGGACUUCAUCACAGCCAAGUACAUCGAGAAGCGCUUUGUUCGGCGACUCUGUGCCGACGCCAAGUCCAGACUGCAGGUUCUGUACGAGGCCGUCAGGAACCGAGACAUCCAGUCCAUGAUCCAGGUCUACGCCGAGGGGGUGGACCUGCAGGAGUCCCUCCCACAGCCCAACGAACACGAACCCGGAGAGACGGUGCUCCACCUGGCGGCCCGUAUGGUCGACAGGAACUCCCUCCACAUCGUGGACUUCCUCGCCCAAAACAGCGUCAACCUGGACCAGCAGACGUCCCGGGGCAGCACGGCGUUGAGCUACUGCAGCCUGACGGACAACAGCGAGUGUCUGAAGCUGCUGCUGAGAGGAAAAGCCUCCAUGUCCAUCCCCAACGAAGCGGGAGAGACGCCGCUGGACAUCGCCAGGCGCCUGGGACACGCCCAGUGUGAGGAGCAGCUCGUUCAGGCUCAGACGGGGAAGUUCAACGUCCACGUCCACGUGGAGUACGAGUGGCGUCUCCAGAACGACGACAUGGACGAGAGCGAGGACGAGAUGGAGGACAAGCCGAUCCCCCACCGGCACGAGGAGCGCCCGGUCAGCUGCUUCCUGCCCUCAGCCGCGCUGCCCAACCUGGCGGCUGUAGCCCGAGACGCCGCCUGCCUGGCGAGAGAGAAACAGAGGCCUCCGCCGGAAAGCACCAUGAUCAGCAACGAGACCUACGGCACCAUGCUGGACCUCAGCCGGCCCCCGCCAGGACCCCCACCGAGGCCCACGCCGCCGCUGCCGCCCAGAGGGCCCCAGAGAGGUCCUGGACACAAUAAGCCUGUUGCCAUGGAAACCCUCGGGAGACAGCGGUCGUCCUCUGACCCCCUGAACCCUCAGACCCCCGAGAGGAACUCCUCCAUGUACGUGCUCCCAGUACCUCCACCCCCUCCAGUCAACAAGAGGUCCAGCAUGUUGGAGACCAAGACCCUGCACUCCAGGAACACCCCUCUGCCCCCUCUGCCCCCCCCGCCAGCAGCAGGACUCCCCCCAGUCCCACCAGCACCCGCCAUCCCAUCACCACCGCACUUCAAAGCUCCGCCCCUCCCACCACCCGUCCCCCUCCACAGGACCAGCAGACCAGUGGAACCACCAGGACCCAGGUCCCCCAAGUCACCCACCGCAUCAGUGAAGCGUCCUCCACAGAGGCCUCCUCUCAGGACCCCGUCUGUGAACCAACCAGGGUCCAAAUCCCCCCAAAGCUCCGGUCCUCCGACACCCAAACCCAGGAGCACCUUCUCCAAGCAGAAGCUCCAGAGGGUGAAGGCCAUCUACAACUGUUGUGCUGAUAAUCCAGACGAGCUGACGUUCUCUGAGGGGGAGGUGAUCGUGGUGGAGGGGGAGGAGGACAGCGAGUGGUGGGUGGGUCACAUGGAAGAAGAGCCCAGCAGGAGGGGAGCGUUUCCCGUCACCUUCGUCCACUUCAUCACGGAGUGACACAGAGAGAGAAGCCCCGCCCCCCUCGCUGCUCACCUGUACGGGACAACGGCCAGAGACCCGAACUGGACCUGGAACCCAGACCUGGGACUCUCCCUUGUUACGACAAGACUGAGCCCCAGUCAUAGAGUCACUCACCAUCACCACCUGCAGGGAGCAUUCACAGACAGGAAGUCGGUCCGUCUCUGUAUGUAGACCUGCAGGGACGACGUCACGCUGGUUCCUGCCAAUCAGAACCUUCCAUAUGAUUCUGGAUAAUUACCUUAAAUGCUUCCUGGGAAUCUUCACCGAUCAACUGAGUUUCAUUAGUAAACAUCACGUGUCUGUUGUGUGGUGGAGUUUUGUUUUAACCUGUUGCCUGAAGGGACAUUUCAUCUGAUUAAUAUAACGCAGUGUCAUUAAAGGACUGAAAUAAUGCUCUAAUGCAGAAUCAUUUCU